Messenger RNA from Colossoma macropomum (tambaqui), 909 nucleotides. Its product is annotated as trace amine-associated receptor 13c-like. The record is from RefSeq and is a predicted model, not a curated record. Gene Ontology annotation, molecular function: trace-amine receptor activity. NCBI's taxonomy places the organism in Eukaryota, Metazoa, Chordata, Actinopteri, Characiformes, Serrasalmidae. Bases 1 to 909 code for a protein of 302 amino acids. Gene Ontology annotation, cellular component: membrane. Gene Ontology annotation, biological process: G protein-coupled receptor signaling pathway. The transcript has 2 exons.
AUGGAGAACACAGACUACAGUCAAAACAUCACAGUUCAAUACUGCUUUCCUGACAACAACUCUUCUUGCAGAAAGGAGCUCCACACUCCCACCAACCUGCUCAUCCUCUCUCUGGCUGUGGCGGAUCUUCUCGUGGGACUGAUUGUUAUGCCUGUGAAUAUCAUGAAAUUAAUAGAUUCCUGUUGGUAUCUUGGAAAAAUGGCAUGCACUGUUUCUAUAAUGGUCAAUUUUAUCUCAAUGUCAGGCUCUCUAUGUAGCCUGGUGCUUGUUGCAGUUGAUCGGUACAUUGCUGUCACUGACCCUCUGCUUUACUACAGUAGAGUCACAACUGUUAAAACUGUGUUGUUGAUAAUACUGAGCUGGUCUAUUUAUCUAUUGUAUAUUUUCAUCUAUAUGUAUUGUAAUGACCAUCUCCUUCCAUCGCAAAUAUUCACCACAUGCUACGGAGAGUGUGUGAUCUAUGUUAAACAUUCCUGGGUGAUUGCUGACAUUGCAGUCUGUUUUCUAAUCCCUUGCUCUGUCAUACUGCUUUUGUAUUCACUCAUUUUUAAUGUGGCAAGACGUCAAGCUAGAGCUGUUAGAGCUGUGACAAACGUUGCCUCAAACAAACCAACCAAGGUUUCAAAUGUUUCUGAAACUAAAGCAGCAAAGACAUUAGGCAUUGUAAUAUUUGUUUAUCUUGCUUGCUGGAUACCUUACUUUUUAAGUUCUCUGUCAGUUGAAAAUUUGACAACUUCUUCAAUGGUGUGGACUGUUUUUACCUGGCUAGUAUAUAUGAACUCCUCUGUAAAUCCACUAAUAUAUGCCAUUUUUCAUCCAUGGUUCAGAGCAUCAUCUAAGUACAUUGUCACUUGUAAAAUAUUUUGGGACUCAUCUUCAAGGUUUAAUUUGUUUUCAGAGCAUUUUUAG